Messenger RNA from Antechinus flavipes (yellow-footed antechinus), 8775 nucleotides. It is a transcript of the gene TOR4A, whose product is annotated as torsin family 4 member A. Lineage: Eukaryota; Metazoa; Chordata; Mammalia; Dasyuromorphia; Dasyuridae. Gene Ontology annotation, molecular function: ATP hydrolysis activity; ATP binding. Gene Ontology annotation, cellular component: nuclear envelope; endoplasmic reticulum lumen. The record is from RefSeq and is a predicted model, not a curated record. Bases 6049 to 7317 code for a protein of 422 amino acids. The transcript has 3 exons.
CCAUACAGAACGGUGUGAGAGGCACAGAGACAAAAGGAAAAACUAACAUAUAAUUAAAAGACUGUGUUGGGUUAAAAAAAAUCAGUUGUCCAAGUACUGCAUGGUGGUAACAAUAUUGCAUAAUGAGGCAAUUCUUGAGUACAGGACAUUAAUGAGGGUUUUUAGUGCACUCAUUCAAAGCUCGGUAUGAGUCGAUGAUGAUGGGAUGAGACAGCCAAAAAAGCUUUGGUUUUAAAGCUCAUGAAACAAAACAAAUGUCCAGGACAAGGGCGGUAGUUGUUUCUCUCAGGACACCAUUAAGAAUGUCCAGAGGAAGGGAACCGAAAUGGGCAUCAAAGUCAUGCUGUAUAAAUAUUGAAGGCCCUGGCAUUGGUUAGUCUAGAGAAGAGAAAAUACAUAGAAGGCUUCAUCUUCAAGUACUUGAAAAGUCACAUUGUGGAAAGAGAUUCUACUUGUUCUACUUGGCAUUAGAGGGCAGAAUUAGGAAGAGACAGGUGGAAACUUCAGGGAGACGUACUUUGGAGCGAUGUAAGGAAAGACUUCUUGACACAAUUGUCCUUUAAUAGGAGAGUUGGCCUGGCUAGGUGGUUUAAGUUUACUACCCCUGAUGGUGUUCAAGUGCAAGGACCCCUUGUUGGUGCUGUUAUAUGGAAGAUUCCUGCUUCAGAUAAAGGUGCCCUCUGAUUCUUUGAUGAAAAGGACAGAGAAAGAAAAUAGCAUGUCAUAGUUGCCGUUUAUAUAGCUGCUUUCAGGUUUACAAAGCACUUUUCAUCCAUCAUCUCAUUUGAUCCUCCCCACAGCAUACACAGAUAAAUGCUACUGUUAUUUUAUAUACGAGGAAAUCGGCUUCUGAAUGGCUGAGACAGGAUUCAAAUCCUUGAUUCUGACUCUGAUGACAUUCUACCACUAUACUAUGCGAAGGCCAUAGAGAAGGCCGAUGGCUUGGCUUUAAAGGCGUUGGGAUUUAUGGGGAGAUGGAGGACCCCCAGUGACCAGGUCUCUGUCCACUGCAGUUUUUCUAGGUCUCGGUCAGGUCGUCCUGGUUUCUCUCGGCCGCUGGUGUAUUCUCUGCGCAGGGAGCGGCUACGGGACUGGCGGAAGGCUGGCAGGAUCAUCCGAAAGGCCUGAGGGACCCCUCCCCCAGUGUUUCCAAGAACCUGCAAGUAGCUUUCCUGGGCCUGAAGGAGGAGGAUGAGGCCCGGAGCCCAACAGGAAGGCCAUUCAUGUGGAGUAUGAGCUUCCCCAGAGAAUGAGACCCUGCUCCAUUAAGGAAGCAGAGACAAUAUCCCCUUCCCCAAUUCCCCAUCACCCACCCCAGGGCUGGUAUUCAUUGGUCUUUGCAAAGCAAGAACUCUGUACCUUCAUGGAAAGGCCUAAGCACCUGUUAUUUCCUGGAGUUAGUGUUUAGGGGGGACAACUGGGACCAGGAGAGGAAGGAGGCUGACUUAGUGAAGGGAGUGGAGAGACCUGGGACUGUACUGUGUUGAACUAGGAAGGGCAAGGGCAGGGAAAGUGAGGGAUGGAGAAAAGAAGGCUCUGAUGUGCUUCCCAUCCUGAGUCCCAAUUUGGAAAUUUCCCAGCUCAAAGAGAUAGAGAAGAUGGGCCUUCCUUCUCCCCCUCCCAACCUCCCCUUGCCUCAGGUCAAGAUCUGCAAAUUUCUAGAUUCUAGAUCUUGAUCCUGGGAGUAACCUUGGGAAAUGAACUGAAAAAGACUGGAAGGAGUGUUCAAUGCAAAGAAAGGAAGAGAUGGGGUUUAGAUGGGACUUAGGGCCCAGGCUCUUCUCUUCUGUAAGGAAUGGAGGUAAACUAGAUCAAGGCCCUGCCCCCAGGGAGAUCACUAGUGUUGGGAAGCACAGACUUUCAUGUAAAAAAAGGGAACACCACUGGAGAGUGUAUAUUCAUGCAGCAAGGAGUUGUAUACCCCUGGUUCUCACAUAUCUGUCGCACUAUAAACUAUUAUAUAAAGUGUAGUAAAGGGGACUAUUUAUGAGCACAGGUAUUGGACCCAGCCCCAAAACUGAGGGUUAAGAUUUGGAGAUCCUUUUCUCAGGAUCUUCCCUGUUCCCAGUCUCUUCUCCCUAUCUCAUGGAUUGAUCUAAUUUAAAGGGCUGAUCAUUGGCUCUUUCCUACUUUCACUUCCCCCUGCCCCACAAAAAACACCUUUCAGUGGUUCCUCUUUGCAUACAAGGUGAAGUCUGAACUUUACCUCGCCUUAGGCUUUCCAUUCUUUAGCCUCUAGCUCACAUCUGCAACCAUAUCAUUUAACUACCUGAUCCUCCCGCCAAAUCUAGCUCCUCACGCUCCUUCCCCUCCCCUAAAACAGCAUGCUGAUUCCUAUCUCUGUACCUUUGUUUUUGUUGCUCCCUCUUCCUGGUCUUUCUUUCCUCAUUAUCUCUCUUGCUUUCCUGCCCCCUUUUCCAAGGUUGAGCUUCAAAGCUUAGCUCAUCUACACUUCCGAAUCUCCUUUGAGCACUUUGCCUUGGCUUUUAAAGUUCUUUACAACCUGACCCCCAUCCUACCUUUCUAGUUGUAUUAUACAUUUUUUCCCCUCUGCACAAACUGGACUUUCUUUUCCUAGAAUGUAUUCCACUACCAACAUUAUCUUUUUUCCAUCUCUGCUUUUCUUCAAGACUCAGACCCAGCGCUGAUCCCCACUAUCCCUUCUGAAUGAGGUCUUUCCUAGUCUCCCUCAUACAGCUACUAGCACCUUCUCCAGCCUUCCACAGUCUUCAUGUAUCUGUUUUGUCUGUACAUAUAUAGAGGGGCAUUUUGUCUCCCCCAUUAGCAUGAAAACUUAAAGGCAACUGAUUUCCUUUUGUCAUUCUAUCCCUAGAACCUAAUGCUAUGCCUGGACCAUAAUAAGUGCUUAACUAGUGUUGGCAGAUUGCUUGGCUAAAUUCAACAAACAUUUAUAGUAUUAACAAUGUUCUAGGCCCUGGAAGUACAGAUAAAAUAUGGACCCUGCUGGUGAGGAACUAACAACAACAAUAAGAGCUAGCAUUUACAUAGCACUUCAAAGUUUUUAAAGCACUUUCAAAGUAUUAUCUCAUUUAAGCCUCACAAUGCCCCAUGGUUUCCAUUGUAUAGAUGAGGAAACUGAGGCAGUCAAAGGUUGUGACUUGCUCAGGCUCACACAACUAAUAAGUGUUUUAUUUAGGUAGGAUUUGAACUCAAGGCUUCUUGUCUACAAGUCCAACACUCUAUCCACUGUUUGACCUACUUGUCUUGUAAUAAAAUACAGAGAAAGACAUAUGCAUAUAUAAUUCGGAUAUAAAGGAAAGUGAAAUGUCAGGAUAAAGUGCCAAAGAAAUUUGAGAAAGGAAUCUCCUUUAGAAGGGGUUGAUCUUUGGGAAAGAUUUUAUGGAGUGUGUGAAAUUUGAUUUGGGCUCUGAAAGAAGGAAAAGACUUCAGAUCAAGAGUAAGGAGUCAGGGGGGAAGGCUUCUUCCCCAAUUUGGGGAGAGAAUGAAAAAAAGAUGCAGAGAUGGGAAAGGAAAAGAUAAGGAAAGAGAAAGCGAAAAGUGUCCCAUUUGGUGAAAUUUAGAACAUCUGAAAGGAAGCAGCAUUAAAAGAAGGCUGGAAAGGUAGGUAGGAGUCAGACUUGGAAGGUCCUCAUUUGUCACGAUCAGGAGUCUGUACUUCACUUGUUUGGCAAUGAAGAGCCAUUGAAAGUUUUUGAGUAAUGACAGGAUCAAAGUGUUAGGAAGAUUAUUGGGGGCAGCAAUGUGUAAGAUGGUAUGUCAGGUACAACAGUUUACAGAAGUCCAAGCAAGAACUGAAGGACUGGAUUGAGGUGGGGGCAAUGGAAAUGAGGGGGUGGUUGUGACAGCUGAAGUGCUUCCUCGAUCACAGAACUCUGGAACCUUAUUGUCUGUCCUGCUUACUGUGACUUUUCCAGGCUCAUCCAGAUGAUACUUUUCUUUGGAUUUGAACUCAGCUCUUCCUGCCUCCAAGUCCAGCACUCUAUCAAACUGUUGUCUGUGCUGCUUAUUGGGUACCUAGCACCAUAACCUUUUGUUCCCCCCCCCCCCCGACCCCCCAUGUGUUUAUGCCUUUUUACCUUAACCAGAUUCAAGGGCAGAAAUCAUCUUCUAUCUGUAUGUGUCCCUGCUGCCUAACCCUAACCCUAAAUGUCUCAUAGUUCCUGGAGUUUGAUAAACAGUGAGGAAACAUUUCUGGCACAGUUAAGUCUACUUUUCAGAUGCUGAGUCUAGCUGGCUUGAGAUGUUAGGGUGGGAAGGGCAAGAUGGUGCUAGAGAAGGAAACAGCUGCUGCUUUAAGCAAGAGGAGUCACUAGUUAUGUAUUAUCAGCAGUGUCCAGGAUGGGGUGGAUGGGGUAGAAUGGGGGGGGGGGGUGAUAACAGCUAGCAGACUAAUAUAUAAACAGACUGAUGGAAUGAAUUCAAGAACAAUCAUCAGCCAAUUUAUAGAAAAAAUUCCCUUUGGGAAUUAAUAAUGGAGCCCCCUUCUUCAGCUGCUGGAGCUCCAUGUCCAUGUUACCCUACCCUAUCAUUCAUAACAGGAAUUAAUAAUAGUGAUAUAAUUAUAUCUCACUUUAAGUUUGCAAAGCAUUUGACAAAUGUUAUUUCAUUUUAUCAUCCACAAUAGCCCUGGGACAUAGGUGCUAUUAUUGUACCCAUUUAACAGAUGGGGAAACUGAGAAGAUAGGAGUUAAGUACCUGAGGAUCCCUUUGCACUCAGGUCUAUCUAAUUCAAAAUCCAUCGUUCUACCUACGCUGAAUCAUGCAGCUGCCUUCUGCCUGUGAUUUUCAGGCAAAAGGAUGAAAGAGAAUAUCCUUGUGGACUUGGUGGAGAUAGAACCCUAGCUGAGAUUUAGUAUCCAAGGCAGUAGAAAUAAAAAGGGGACAUUUUAUAUAGGAGACAGGGCAUGAAGAAACAGGAACACAUAGGGUAUGUUUGGGGAGGGUGCAAUGAAGGAAAAUCCUGAAGUAGAGGGUUUGUAUUAGAAAGUAGCAGGAGAUAUCUGAUGAGGUAGAAACCUGAUUAUGGGGGCCUUGAAUGCCAGGCUGGAGAAUUAACAUAUGAUCUAAUAGAGAAUAAGGAGUUUGCUGAAUUACAGGAAGACCAGUCUGCCAAUGAGAAGCAGGGUGACUUAGUGGACAGAGGCAGGAAGAGCUGGACCCCAGCCCUGUUCUAACAACUAGUGGCUAUGUGCCCCAGGACAGAUCACCACCUCUCUCCCUGAAUUGCAGGGCAGCCACUGACCACAUAGGCAGAGGGUUUCUUCCCUAGGGCUCAGAGUCUUAGAAUCAGAAAGAAGGCUGGUUAAAAAAACCUAAAACCCAUCAGCCUAAGCAGGAUGAAGUGGGGAGGCUGUGGAGGCUGCAGUCUGGGUGAAGGCCGAAGUGGUCCUGGUUGGGAAUGGACAUAGAGAGGAGGGAAGUAGAGAGAAAGCAGAGAGGGAACUUGGUAACCCAGGAGAGGGAGGAGGAUGAAGGGUGAGACCGGCUUCUCCAUCUGGAAGGGCUGGGAACAAGGAAGUGGGAAGAGCCAUACAGCUGGCAGGGGGAAAGGUCAUGACUGUCUUUGAGUUCCAGGUGAUGAUGGAGAUGUUCCAGAACCAGCUAGCCCUGUGGGGCUCAAGUCCUGAUACGAUUGUGAUGACAUCUAGAGCAGCUCAUUGUGAAAUUCCCAGAGGAGGGUCAGGGCCUUCCGACUCGCAAUACCAUGGUGUCCAGAGGUAGGUGGAGACCCUCACAGGCUCUGGGACCUGAUGUCAUCAGGACCGGUUGGGCAGGUGUCUUGGUCUUGGGUCCUGGCUGGAGGUCUCCUGAAGCCCAUCUCCCCUGAUGCCCCUGUGUACAGCCCCCUGACCUUUCCCCCCAGAGCGCUCUCCUCCCUCUCCGAGACGGCCUGGGAGCCCCCAGCCCAGGGAGGCUUUGGCAUUUCCUGCUUCCUGAACAGCUGGAACGACUGGCCUCUUGGGAGGAAGGCAGAGCAGAGGGCCAGGGCGCCCUGGGGUGGCUGGCUCCGGGCCUGACACUGAUCACACAAGGAAAAGCGACCUGAAUGGUGUAUCAUCGAGAGCGAUGGAAGGAGGUCAGCCGAGCCCCCGACCUUCCCAGGUUCCCUCAGGGGGCAUGGUCUCCUCCCAGGUGAGGGCUGUCAUUCGCCUGCAUAGAAAAUUCCGAGUUCUUCGCAGGAGCCGCACGCGAGCCAACCUUCCUGGGGAACCCCCCCUGGCUCUGACCCCGUCCCCCUCACAGCUGCUUCAGAGACAGAUCUCUUUCGACCGGGCCAAGUUGAGCAGCACCCCCGCGUCCCACUUCCACCACCGCGUCAACUUUGAGAAACCCCAGUAUUUCACCUUUGAGGCCCCGGUGGAAUCCACCUUACGGAAGAAGAAGCGCCGUAAAUCCCGGGUUGUGUUGUACCCAGAGAGUUCUCGGAAGUACCUCCCCACCGAGCAGAAGAGCAAGGCCAAACGCUGCCUGCUGCUGCUGGUGGCCAUCGUCUGCUUUCAGAUCCUCAACGCCAUCGAGAACCUUGAUGACAACCUGCAGAAGUACGACCUUGACGGGCUAGAGAAAGCUCUGCAGCGGGGAGUGUUUGGCCAGAAGGCCGCCACGGACAGCAUCAUGGAACUUCUGCGGGAUUAUCUGGCCACGCACAUCCACAGCCAGCCCCUGGUCAUCUCAUUCAACGGCCCGAGCGGCGUGGGCAAGAGCCACGUGGGCCGGCUGCUGGCCAAACACUUCCGCUCGGUGAUGGACGGGGACUUUGUGCUGCAGUACUACGUGAUGCAUCACUGCCCGGACCACCAGGAGGGCCCCGCCUGCCAGCAGGACCUGUCGGAGCGGAUCACCGACAUGGUGACCCGGGCUGAAGUCGAGGAGAAGAUCCCUGUGUUCAUUCUGGACGAGGUAGAGUUCAUGUCCCCGGCCCUGCUGGACACUCUGCACAGCUUCCUCCAGCCCCAGCAGUCCAACGAGUUCCUCAACGCCGUCUAUGUGCUCAUCAGCAGCAUCGGGGGCAGCGAGGUCACGCGCUUCGUGCUGCAGAACGUCUCCAGCCAGCUGAGCCCCCAGCGCCGCAGGGAGGAGCUCAGCCAGGCCGUGCACAGCCUCCUGGCGGGCACCCACCCGCUCUGGGAGGCGGCCGAGGUGGUCCCCUUCGUGCUGCUGGACAAGUGGGACAUCAUGAACUGCUUCCUGGACGAGAUGGUCGGGGAGGGCUUCUACCCCAACCAGAGCCGCAUCGAGAGCCUGGCCGGGCAGCUCAGCUACUACAGCACCACGGAAGGGGAGUUUGCUGUCACGGGCUGCAAGCAGGUAGUGGCCAAGGUCAACCUGCUGUAGGGGACCCUGCUCUUCCCUCACCUCCCCUCUGUCCUCUCCGUUGUCCUGUGAACUUUGAACACGGCCAGGACCCGGCACUGAAGGGCUCAGAGGGCCCCUAUCUUCCUCCAGGCUGUCCCAUUUCCUGCCUUGCCCAUGUGGUUCCUGGCUUGGACGGUGUCCCCAGGCUAAUCCUUAGGAAUACUGCCUCUUGGGGUGUGGGGGAGCCCAAAGUGCUGCUUGUAGGAGGAAGGCCAAGGCCUCUAUUUAUACACAGAACUUUAUAGCUGCUUUCUUGAAGAUUUUCUCCUAGGCUGGGGCAGCAGCCAUCUGGAUUGCUGGCUUUUCUGCAAAGGCGAGACACAUGAAGGAGCUUCAGGAGCUGAGGGAAGGGCUGGUGCUGGAGGCUGCAGGUCAGACUUGGGGAACUCUUCCCUACACUCCCCUAACUCCUCGCCUCCCAAGACUGAUGUUCAACUCCUGCUUGAUCACAGUGCCAGAUGUUCUGCCCCAUAGAACACCAGUCCAGGUGGGGUCAUGGAAGAAGAGAUGCUUCCUGAAAGCCGAGACUCUGAGGGGGGCAUUUGUCAGGAUUCUUCCAUGGCCUUCAAGAUACCUAAUAAAUGUCUGCCUGGUUGGUUAUCUGCUUAAUUAGUGUUAAUGAUACACGUGGGUUCGAACCUUCAUCUUGUUUCCCCCAACCACAAACUGUGAUGUAACCCCAGCUACAAACUGAUCUGAUCCAGCCAAAGACCUGUAAACCUGGUCCACAGGUUAAUAGGAAGCCCUAUGACGCCAGACUGAUUUGUAGUUUCAGCCAUAGACUAACCUUAACUUCAGAUUGCAUCCCUCUGGGGUCACAGACUGGACCCUGACCCUAACUAAUCACCUUGGAAGAUGUGAAUGUCAGAGAAUAGCCCAUCCCCUCCCUCCCUGAUGGGAGUCAGUAGUAGUAAGGUCAUCUUCGAUAGCCAAGGGUCAGUAUGUGAUUCAAGGUAGGUAUGGCAGCCUUGAACAGUUACAAUACUGGACUCACAUCAUGUUUCUAGUUGUCCCUUCCACCCUCACAGAAGAAGGUUAUGUUGAUCCACAUUCAGGCAGUUGAUCAACAAGCUUUUAUGAAUCAUUAUGAGUCAGAUUCUGUACUAAGUUGGGAAUAUAAAGAAAAGUAAAAACAGGAUCCCAGCCUUCAAGGAGCUGAAAUUCUAAUACGGGAGACAACAUGCAAAUUAGCUUAUGUAUUUGCCUUCUACUGGAAAUUUUCCUCAGCCCCUUUUAAUUCUAAUCCUUCUAAUUUUUUUACUUUUUAUCCUGCAUAUAGUUUAUUCUGUAUAUAUUUCUUUGCAUGUUGUCGUCCCAUUAGAUUGUAAACUCUUUGAGGCAGAAACUGUCUUUUGCCUCUUUUUGUAUCCCCAGAGCUUAGCAUUGUGUGUUGCUGUACAUAGGUACUUAAUAAAUGUUUAUUUAUUAGUUUAUUGA